Pungitius pungitius (ninespine stickleback) is the source of this 3208-nucleotide messenger RNA. RefSeq lists its product as uncharacterized. NCBI's taxonomy places the organism in Eukaryota, Metazoa, Chordata, Actinopteri, Perciformes, Gasterosteidae. The coding region runs from base 99 to 2834 and encodes 911 amino acids. The record is from RefSeq and is a predicted model, not a curated record. The transcript is spliced from 21 exons.
UCGGAGUUGCGCUGCUGUUGUUGGGUGUUCAGUGCCAAGCUCGGAAAGUGAUUGGGUUCCUACAGGAUUUUGUUAAUUGGCUGUGGGCUGACUGCAACAUGUGGAGUUUGUUAUGGAGCUUGAUGGCUGCAGUAAUUCUCUUGGGUCAAGCAAGGCCAAAUAUGAAGCUCAAUUCCCAGUCCAGCAGUGGUUUACUGUCAGACUGUGUGGGUAAUCUAAUGAGGCUUUCGUUGGACAAGGCCCUAGCAGUGGGGAACGAGCUUGAGGUCGAGGCCGUCAAUGGCACCCAGCAUGUUGUGUUAACACCCAGUUUAGCUGCUCAGUGUGGCUACAGCAUGGAGUCCGACCCCUCUGGCAACACUAGAAUCUACUCCUCUCUGCUGGGCUGCUAUGUGGACAACAAAGAUGACCGUAUUUUCAAUGUUGGCUUGAGGCUGCGAAUGUACAGCAACAGUCAAUCCGACGUAGUUACCCAUGAUGUAAAGCAGACUUGCAGCUAUACUCAGUGGGCCUCGAGAGAGAUUCUCUGUGACAGGAACUACAUGGAAGUGUCAGGCUUUAUAGCUGCUCCUGAUGCUGGAUUAAAGGGACAGGCUCAAGAUGUUAAAGACGGCAACAAACUUCCUGAUGCAUCUGGGGCAGCACACGGUAUCUGGAAGGUGACAUUUUACACCCCAGAACCAGUAGCAAUGGUGCUGAGGGAGGCUGAACAAGCCGGCUACGGCCUCAAGUUGACCUCGACACGUCUGGUUGUGCGAUCCCCCUACAAUACAGCACAGACCACUUCAGAGGAAGUGGGUGGAGUCCCCAUGGAGGUGAUCAGGGUGAGCGCCUACUAUCAGACUCCACAUGGUCUGAAUGUGAUGAACUUGGCAGCUGCUUGUCCCACAGGUGGAGUCCUCUUCAUCAACAAUCUAAUCUCGUGGCAUGUACCUCGCCGUCUGACACCACUGGUAGAUGGCAGCUUUGAGGUCCUAGAAUUGCACAUGGGCAUCAACGGGAAAAGGCUUGAUCGAUCUCAGAUGGCCACACGGGGGUACACUCUGUCCACCACUCACCACCAUAUUGUCAUUGAGAUCCCAGUGGGCUCGCCUGAUGGUCACUUCAAGAGCCAUGCCCCAGAUUACCAGUACCACAUCACGUACAAUGUGGAGCCCAUGCUUGAGGUAUUGUGGAGGACCACUGACACCAAAGAUGAUACCAGAUACAAGAUUCUGUUCCCCAUUACAACCCCUUUCAUGCCUCAACAGCCCCACAUCCAAGAAAAUACUGUCCCAGAAGCUCGGGUGUUCAGCAUUGUUUUUGGCACCUUUCUUCAUGAUGUGGUACUGAAGAACAUCACCUUCUCCACUGGGGUUCUCACUGUUGAGGAGAGCAACGCCAGAGGCUUUACCAUCCAGGAGCACCGAUACACAAAUGGAACAAAGGACUACUCUCUCUCAGUACCUUUUGAUGCUGAUGUUGUCCUGAAACAUAACCCAGAAAUCUUGGUUACAACCUACUUCCUCUCGCUUGCCCUUGGGUUCAUCAUCUUGCCUGAAGAAACUCAAUUUGCCCACAAAGUUGAGUUGCAGGCGUCUCUGCAGGAUGUCGCGCUACCCACAAUCACUGGCACCUGCGACCAGAAGCACUUUUUUGUCACUGUGAAAUACGGAAGUCAAGGCAACAAUAUCCAGGCAAUAGUUGGACAUCGACAAGUCACACCAGAGAUAGCUGAGGAAUAUCAAUUCCAAGACAACUGCACACACAGCAGUCUCGUACUGCCAUACAAUGCAGAGGACGCAGUGAUUGAGUUUAUAACUACUGAUUCACUCGGAGUCAAAGUGGACUUCAGUUUGUUGGAUGAUGACAACCGGCUGCUUGCUGAUCUUUACCUUUCCUGCACCUUCCCCUUUACAACAACCACAUGCCAUCCAAAUGGAACAAUGACCGCUACGGCUGUGAAGGUGCAAUCUGUGGCCAAGCUUGAUCCAAGUAGUCUGACUUUAAAGGACCAGUCCUGCAAACCGGCAUUCAGUGAUGAUCGCUUUGCACUGUUCUCUUUCAGUGUUGAUUCCUGUGGAACCACUAGAACAUUCUUCGACCACUACAUGCUCUAUGAAAAUGAGAUUGGCCUGUAUUACAACAAAGGAGUUGCCCAGACGUCACCCAUUGAUCCAGCCUACAGACAAAUAAUUUCCUGCUACUACGUGGUCAAUGGGACACAGACUGUCGGUGUCAGCUCCAAACAAAGGCUCUAUGAUCCCAAAGCAGGUAUCGGCUCAGGGCAGCUGAUGGUGCAGAUCAGGCUAGCACAAGAUUCAUCCUACCAGCUCUUCUACCAAGCAGAAGAUUAUCCAGUUGUGAAAUACCUGAGGCAGCCUCUGUAUUUUGAGGUGGAGCUGAUUGAUUCUUCAGACCCAAAUUUGGAGCUUAUCGUGGAGAAGUGUUGGGCUACACUUGAUGAAGACCGGACAUCUCUACCUAGCUGGGAUAUCAUCGUGGAUGGUUGUGAGAAUCCUGAUGACAUCUAUGCGACAGUUUUCCAUCCUGUUGUGAGCGACUCCAGGGUUUUAUUCCCAGCCCACUUCAAACGCUUCUCCAUGAAAAUGUUCACCUUCAUUAAAGACAAGGCGGUUCUGAAAGAAGAGAUCUAUGUCCACUGUGAUGCAGUGAUUUGUGACUCAAGCAGCCGAGCAGAUUCAUGCAGAGGCCAAUGUGUGCAGCCCACACGCCAGAUUAACGCCAGACCGCAUGAGAGGAAAGGAGCAAAACAAGCACAAAGAGGAAAGGAUUCUACCCAGCAAAGGCAAAUCACCUCUGGGCCGAUUGUGUUAACAUCAACUUCUGAAUAAAGAUUUUUGUUACUGUUUGUUUGUGUAAAAGUGUUUGGGUUUUCACCCUCCAUUACAUGCAUUUUAUAAUUAACGCAGUUCUGCAGAGAUGCUAUAAAUGUGGGUGACUUUUUGUAUCACGAUUCAGUAGCACCUGCAAGACACACUUUCCGUCUUUCAGAAGUUCAAUAUUGCCAAUUUCCCUAACUAAGAACCUAUAGGGAUAUACUUUUAAAAUGUUUGCAAACUCACUUGGUUUCUGAAGCACAGACAUGACUGACCGCGACAUGCGAAUAUAUAUAUUAGGCUGCACAUAAUGUUGACUAAAUUAUAUUGAGGCAAUUUAACAAAUGUAAUCUGGAAGAAUUGCAGUGUUAAAGCACUUCAGUUCCUUA